This is a messenger RNA of Hemicordylus capensis (graceful crag lizard), 9366 nucleotides long. It is a transcript of the gene LNPEP, whose product is annotated as leucyl and cystinyl aminopeptidase. Gene Ontology annotation, cellular component: cytoplasm. The record is from RefSeq and is a predicted model, not a curated record. Gene Ontology annotation, molecular function: metalloaminopeptidase activity; zinc ion binding; peptide binding. Gene Ontology annotation, biological process: peptide catabolic process; proteolysis. NCBI's taxonomy places the organism in Eukaryota, Metazoa, Chordata, Lepidosauria, Squamata, Cordylidae. The transcript has 19 exons. Bases 679 to 3717 code for a protein of 1012 amino acids.
AGACUCCAGUGUAGGCUAAAGGCUUGCUCUUCUCAUUGCCUGCUCUUGGGAGCCCCCGCGGAGAAGAGGCGGCCGCAGCAGAAGCGGCUGCUACUACUCCUCGGUCUGAAGCAGCCCAGCCCUAGCAAGGGGAGGGGUUGGGGAGAAAUCCCCCAAGUGGAAAAUGGUCGGAGCGGGCUCGCUCGGAGGGCAAAGCUAAUAAGAGCCGCGCGCGCCGGAGUCUCCUUUGCCGCGAGAAGGAAGCGGGCCGAGCCAGACUCAGCGGCGACCCUCGUCUUGGCCUUCUUCCUGCUCCCAUCUGAAGAGCUCUUGUUGUUGUUGUUCUCCCGUUGGCAGCGGCGACUGCAACUGCAGGACCAGCAGAAGCGUUUGCUCUGGCAAUAUGCAGCAGCAGAAGCAGCAACAGCCACCCCGGGAGGAGGAGGAGGGCAAGAAAAAGGAGUGAGGAGGAGCCGCGGCGGCGGCGGCGGCUUCUUCUGCUUCGCUCUGUGCGUUUCUUUCCUCCUUGUUUGGGCUUCUGGUCGCCCCGCAGCAGGAAAAUGGAGCCCUUCUCUAACAGCGAGCUUCAAAAUGGCUCCAUUUUUUUCAAUGGCCAUUUCCAGCUGAUUUGGAGGAGAUUUUCGGACAGUGCAACUCAGGGGACCAGUGAAGCAUGAUCGAAUUCAGUUACCCAGGAAUAUGAUUGAAAACAGCAUGUUUGAGGAAGAGCCUGAUGUGGUUGACUUGGCUAAAGAGCCUUGCUUGCAUCCUUUGGAGCCGGAUGAAGUGGAGUAUGAACCAAGGAGUUCCCGUCUCCUAGUGCGUGGUCUUGGAGAGCAUGAAUUGGACGAGGAUGAGGAGGAUUAUGAGUCAUCAGCCAAGCUUCUGGGAAUGUCUUUUAUGAAUAGAAGCACAGGCCUGCGCAAUAACAAUGCUGGUUACAGGCAGACUUCAGAUGGGUCUUGCUCUGCACCAUCUGUCAGGACCACAGUGAUUUGUGUCAUUGUUCUUGUGAUUGCUCUGUCUGUAGUAAUGGCAAUCUAUCUUCUUCCCAAAUGUACCUUUACCAAAGAAGGCUGUCAUAAGAAAAACCACACAAUGGAACUUAUAUAUCCUUUGGCAACAAAUGGAAAGGUCUUUCCAUGGGCGAAUAUUAGGCUUCCAAACACUGUUAUGCCAAUACACUAUGAUAUUGUUUUGCAUCCGAACCUAACAACUAUGAUAUUUUCAGGUUCAGUUCAGAUAACUGUGAAAGUCCUCCAGAGUAGUCAGUAUAUCAUACUUCAUAGUUCAAAACUGAACAUUACCAAGGCAACCCUUGCUUCACCAGGCUCGAGCCAGCCAAAAUCAGUUGACUUGUUGGAAUAUCCAAUAAAUGAUCAGAUUGCAAUUUCAGCAUCAGAGGCCCUCCUUACAGGACAAGUCUAUAUUAUCAGCAUGGAAUUUUUUUCUAAUUUAUCGAACAGUUAUUCUGGGCUUUACAGAAUUGGCUACAAGGACGACCAUUCAGAAAAAAGGUGGCUUGCAGCAACUCAGUUUGAACCCCUGGCAGCAAGGUCAGCCUUCCCCUGUUUUGAUGAACCAGCAUUCAAAGCCACUUUUCAAGUCAAGGUCAACCGAGAGAAGCAAUAUUCUGCUCUGUCAAAUAUGCCAAAGAAUGCAACCAAAAUUCUGGCUGAUGGAAUAGUUCAAGAUGAGUUCUCUGUGAGUUUGAAAAUGAGCACUUACCUGGUAGCCGUCGUUGUUGGAAACUUGACAUAUAUCAGUAAGGAAACAAACAAAACUCUGGUAUCUGUCUAUACUGUACCACAAAAGUCAGGACAGGCUGAAUAUGCCUUGGACACUGCAGUGAAGCUUCUUGAAUUUUAUCAGAAGUAUUUUGGUAUACUAUAUCCGCUUAAAAAAUUAGAUUUGGUAGCUAUCCCUGACUUUCAGGCUGGGGCUAUGGAAAACUGGGGUUUGAUCACUUUCCGAGAGACAACACUCCUCUAUGAUAACAAAACCUCUUCAGCAAUGGAUAAAAAGAGAGUAACCACAGUGAUUGCUCAUGAGCUGGCCCACCAGUGGUUUGGCAAUCUAGUAACUAUGGAGUGGUGGAAUGACCUGUGGCUCAAUGAAGGGUUUGCCACUUUUAUGGAAUACUUUGCCAUGAAGACGAUUUUUCCAGAUUUAUGUACUGAUGAUAACUUUCUAGAUGACCGAUUUAAGACCAUGGUGAAGGAUUCCAUGAAUUCAUCUCACCCCAUCUCGCUUGCUGUCCAGUCACCAGAAGAGAUUGAAGAAAUGUUCGAUGCUGUUUCCUAUGGCAAGGGAGCUUCUCUUUUGUUGAUGUUGAAAAAAUAUCUCCAUAAGGAUAUCUUCCAAGCUGGCAUCCAAACCUAUUUACACAACCACAGCUUGGAGUCUACCCGCAGUGAUGAUUUAUGGGAUAGCAUGAAUAAGGCAACAAAUGGUACAGUAGAUGUAAAAAACCUUAUGAAAACCUGGACUACCCAGAAAGGAUUUCCCUUGGUGACCAUUAAAAAAAAUGGAACACAGAUCCAGCUGAAGCAAGAGAAAUAUGGGAAGAAUAUGGAAUUGGAAAAUCAGACCAUGCAUUCAAGUUAUCUGUGGCAUAUUCCUCUUUCCUACAUCACCAGCAAUAGCAGCUCAUUUAGUACUUCUGAAUACAUGCUGGACAAAAAGUCAGCUGUUUUCAACCUUCCAGGUGAAGUGGAAUGGGUGAAGUUCAACGUAGACUCAAAUGGUUACUAUAUUGUGCAAUAUUCUGAUGAGGAUUGGACUGCCCUAAUUAAACUUCUGAAGGGAAACCCCUUUGCUCUAAGUUCCAGCGACAGAGCCAAUCUAAUCCAAAACAUCUUCAGUUUGGCAGGGCUAGGACAGGUAUCAAUAGCCAAGGCCUUUGACCUGAUUGAAUAUAUAAUGAAAGAAAACAGUACUGCACCAAUUGUACAAGCUUUGUACCAAAUGAGUCAUAUCUACAAUCUAGUUGAUAAAAGAAGACUGCAGUACCUUGCUUCCAGAAUAUUGAGUAAGAUAAGAGACCUCCUUGGAGACAAGAUUGAACAACAAAAGUGGACAAGUGAAGGGACCAUCUUGGAACAAGAGCUGAAGUCCAAUCUACUAACCUUUGCCUGCUCCCAUAACUUGCCAAAUGUGACAACCUGUAACACAGCUGCUGAGCUGUUUGAAAAAUGGAAGAACUCCAGUGGCACAACAAGCCUGCCCACAGAUGUUAUGAACAUCAUAUUCAGAGUUGGAGCAAAAACGGAAAGUGGCUGGAACUUCCUUUUAGCCGUGUAUCAUGACUUGGCUUCUGAACCAGAAAAGCUCAAAAUCCUUGAAGCGCUCGCCAGCUCAGAUGACGUUAGAAAACUGAUAUGGCUAUUGAAAACAAGUCUGGAAGGAGACAUCAUCAGAUCACAGGAUUUUUUACAUGUUAUAACUACAGUCAGUCAGAAUUUGCCUGGACAUUUACUGGCCUGGGACUUCGUCAAAGAGAAUUGGAACCAGCUUAUACAGAAGUUUCACCGUGGAUCAUACACCAUCCAAAACAUUGUGAUCACGACAACUAGUCAGUUCUCAACACAGGAACAUCUGCAAGAGGUCAAGGCAUUCUUUGAGUCAAAGUCAGAAGAGAUGGCUCAGUUACGGUGUGUCCAAGAAGCUAUUGAGAGAAUUCAGUUGAAUAUCCAAUGGAUGGCGUUGAACUUGGCAAAUCUGAAGCAAUUGCUAUAGUGAUCACAAUGCCACCAGAGUUUGAUUUAGCCACAUGGAAUGCUGCAACUCUUGCUCUUUUGCUUUUGCAAAACCCAGGUUGAAAAUUGGCAAUGCAGCUUUCUUUGCACUGUGAGAAGGUUCUAGUUAGCUCAGGGUACAUCUCUUCCCAAGCUGGGCAUCAUUGCUUGUUAAGGGGGUGUUUGUUCACUGACCAAACUUCCACAGAAAACAAGAACAAUAAUUUUUAUAACUGUAUUGCAGUUCCCUUCCAUUAUUUGGAUAAUGGUGGUUCCAUUUUCUAGAUAUUGAAUGAAGACUUUACAAUAGAGAGUAAGAAGACAAGAACACCACGGAGAACUGCUUUUCUUUGCAGAGUGCUGUUUAAUCAGCUUUCCUCAUUGUCAGUAGCAUAUUGAAAUGUAAAUUCUGUACCUGUUGUGAAGCACGUUUUUAUUGCCAUGAUUAUAAACAGCUGCUAAGACACACAAAAUGGAGGUGAGAAGCUAAAGUUAAAAGGUUUGGGGGGCAGGUGCUUUUGGGCUUUGAUUUAUCUAAGUAUUUUAUGACAAUUAUACAAAUAUAAGAAAUUAGUAGAAAAAAUAUUUUUGACUGCAGUAUGGUUGGGUACUACUGAUAUACAAAUAGUUCUUGUGCAGAAAAAAUUCAUCAGGAUGGAAUGUUCAAUGUAUAGUUUGAAAAAUUAAUAGGUUUAAGAUUGGAACUCUUAACUCAUUAGGUUCUUAUGGGAAUCCCACUUUUCCUCAUAGUCCCUUAAAAGUAAUUUUUAAUUGAUUUUUUGCCAGUGCUGUGGAACAGUGCACAGACCAUUGUUCUUGCCGAAUCGAUACUUUUACUACUGAUUUCUGGCUUCAUAUUUUUCUUGGGUUUUGUUUUUUUUUAGAGGGUCCUCAUUAAUGCAUGCUGUGGACGUUGUUGAUCUUCAUUUUUCUGUGCCACAGAGUUCAGCAUAAUCAAUUGCUGCAAAACUCACUUUUUUGUUGUACAUUAUGUUGUCCUGUGACUAAGAAAUAUCACUAGGACAAAGCUGAAACAUAUUUUUUGUACCAACGGCACAAAAUGGGGAAUAACCAGUGGAUAUAGUUUUCAGAACCAUUUGGGUCACUGUGGAGCAAGUCAUAAUGUUUAGAAUAUUAAGAGAAACAUCCAGUACCAAAUUUGGCCACUUUACCAUACAUUUAUCAUGUUCAGAAAUGCAAAUGCUAAAAACCCUAAGCUGCAUUUCAACAUGCUUGCAGUGCAUAUCCACCUGUGUUGUGAUUUACAACAGAUGUGACUUAAUGGUGAUAAAAUAGUAUCUCUUCAGCUACGUUGAAAAUUGUAGGGGGAAGAAAACAUACACAAAUGAUGCAAAAAAAGAAAAAGUAGUACAGUUUUCUGGAAUAUCUUGGGAAUUUUUUUCUUUUUUUAAAUAAAGGAAAGUUGUUCUCUGUUCUCUGCUCACUUGCUGAAUGGGGAAAGAGACCACACCAUUUCAGUGUGCUUUGUUAGAAGUAUUGCUGUAACUUCUGGAUGUUGAGGAUUGAGUCUACAUUGUUUUGCUUUCCCUUACCUUCCUGAUCCGUACUCUAGCCUAGUAUAUUGUCCUAUGCACUGAUCCUCUUUUCAGUUGGUUUACUUUUAUAGCAGUACUGAGGCAUAGCAACCUGCAAAAUAAUUGUCCACCUAAUUCCCUUGUUUGGGUCACUUGAUACCUAUCCUAUGAUAUAUAGAUGCAAUUGCUACUGGAAAUGUGAACUGUACUUGAAAAUAUAGUGCACCUGCAUUUUAGAAUUAAGAAUAUGAUGUGUAAAGCACUGUUGCUUUAAGGAUAUUUUUCAACUAUUUAUCUUUUUUGGAUUAUGAAGUUUGGGUUAUGUGAUUGCUACUUAAUAUUAAUGCACAUUCAGGAUUGUGUGCUCUUGUUUGGACCUGGGAUUCAACCUCUAGUGAAAUCAAAGUUCUUUCAUUUCAUUUAUGUAAUUAAAAUAAGAGGUGAGAUCAAGCUUGAAGUCCAACAAGUACCGAGUACCUAUUCAGUCAAUUGAGAAUUGACGGGGUUGGACCCCUCAUGGUUUUGUUUUGUUUUGUUUAACGUUAAAGCCAUAUGUGAGAGCUCACGGAUUUAUGUUUCAUCUUAAGCUUAUGUCAGUCCAGUAGUGACCCUUUCAAGAGAAAAAAUGUACUGUAAUUUGUAUAUAUAUCCUUUCUGCAGUUUAAUAACAUGAGUUAACUUUUGGUGGGAUAUAUAUAUAUAUAUAUAUAUAUAUAUAUAUAUAUAUAUAUAUAUAUAUAUUUUUUUUUUUUUCCCCUACAAUGCCCGAGACACAUCUAGGGCUAAUGUCAGGAACUAGGGUAUACUUUUUUCUUAAUGAUGAAAUCUCAGUUCUGUUCAGUAUUUCUUAACUUGAGGGGGGCAGGGGGAGUACCUGCCAUUCAGGUCCUAUUCAAAGCUUUUGUGCUAUUGUAUGUAAUCCUCUCUGUAUGUUCUUUGGCUUUGGUAGUAUUGUCAUCUUUCACUUGAGUUCUGUAUAACAGAUAAAGAUAAUUCAUUAAUAUUUUCUAAGGGUAUUUCCCCCUCAAAAGGGAGAGAAUCCUCUGUGCAGAAAAUGGACUAUUGAAAUUUGCAAGCUGUAUUUCUUUAAUCAAAUUCUUUAUUUGAUUUUAAAUCUUUCUGGGUUUAGGGGGUUUUGUAUGGAAAGAAUCUGAGAGAUCAUUUUGAUGGUUUUAUAAAUUGGAAAGUAGCAAAGAUUUCAUGUGCCUUAUGGAGUAUAGUGACUGCAAAAUAUAUAAUAUAAUAUGACUGCAAAAGGAAUGUGUUAUACAAAAUAAGUCUAUUUUUGUAGAGCCCUCCUUUCAUAACCAUCUUCAUAUCAUCUUAGAUUAUGGAGAGGCAUAUGCUUUCCCAGUGAAUGAGAGCUUCUUAGCCAGUCUACAAACCUGAUGUUCUGAAAGUCUUAAAAUAAAACUAGUUUUUAGUCCUUUCAGACCAUGAUCCAAAGCUCUGUAGAAUUCCGACAUGCACCCACAAACCUCUGCGCAAGCAAGGGCUUCCCUAUUUAUCUGAAUCUUAUAAAAUAUUUCAUAUUCACCUCCUUCAUGUGGAAUACUUAAGGACCCUGGAAGGGAGAAGUAUAUGCUUAUAUAUGUUCUCUGGGUAUGGAUACUAAGUACUUAUCCAAGCCCUGGAUCUGGGGAAUUGUAGUUAAAUAGGCUUCAAUCCAAAGAGAAUGGUUAAGCCAAUUUCUAGGUAGCACCUUCAGCUGUUCUUAUCUCCACACACUUAAAGCACAACUCUAGUAGUCCAGUGUUAACCAUUGAAUGUUGUUUUCCCCUGGAGAAGCAUUAGCUGUCUGCAUCUUGCAUUUUUACAUACAUACCACACACACAAUAUGUAAAAAUACACAGAAGUGCAUCUUCUAUCCGCUUUUAAAAAAAAUAAAAACUAGAUACAGAAUGGUCCAGUCUGAUCUUUAAAAAGAAAUUGAUUGUUUGACUUCUUUUUAUCCCCAUUUCUUUGACCCAGCUUCCUGAAAGCACAUUUUCAUAUUUGAAAUGAGUUCAUGGCAGUCAAUAUAGCUGCUUGUUUUCUGUGGAUGGUAAAAACCUUUUGGUAACUUCCAUUAAGUCUGUUAACACAUACAGAAGCUUGCAUAUAUCAAGCUGAACCAUCCAUUUUUUAUCUCACAGAAACAAAAGGGAGUGUCCCAAGAUGCUUUAUCAAUAACAUGAAUAUCUUUUGAACAUGUAUUCAUUUAUUAUAUAACAUUUCAAUGUAUAUAAGUUGAAGUAAAUAAUUGGAACAGUGUCUCUCUCUUCAUGCACAUCUGUCUGUUUCCAGUUACUGUGUGUGCUCCAGAGAAUUCUAAAAUUGCACUGUAAACUAGUUUUCCUUCUCCAAACUUUUGAAUAUUCUUCUCCAUUCAGAAGGUUGGUGGAAGAAAAGAAAAUAGUUUUCUAUGCAGCAAAAGUCUCCGGAGAAGAGCACACAGUAGCUUGAAACAUGUUUCAAGAAUUCCUACAGUAAAGUUUGUUGUUGGCUCCUUGGAACACCCCUUCUUUGUGUCUUGUGAAAUUUUUGCCAUAUUUUUUUCCCAGAACUGUACCUAGACUCACAUUUCCACCAGACUAUUUUGAAAUCACCUGUAGUUGAAGCAGUGUUGCAUAUUUUCUCAAAGCACAGAAACUGCUAUCAGCCCUCUCAUGUCUGAAGUUAAUUAUUUUAAAUUCACACAAAGCUGCUGCAUACCUGUUCAUGUUAAUUUUAACUGCAACAGCUGUACCUGUGUAAGUGGGGAUAGUGUGGGAGAUAGUAUUUUUGUUAUAAUGGGUCUCACUGCUUUACUUUGAAAAGAUGCCUACUCCAUUAGCUUUGUGAAAUUGAACAUUCAUUGCAAGUAUAAUGCCCUAAGAACUGUAGUUGUGGCCUUAAUUAUUUUUCCUUGGUAGCAACAUGCUACAGAAUACUGACCCUUGAACUGAAUUGUCUUUGUAUGGCUGCAUAUAUUUCACCUGUUCUCUAUUAGAUAGAAUAUUCUUCCUUCUGAUAGAUUGGUUUUCUUAAGUCUCUUCUAGUAGAUGUUUUCUUUAUUGCACUCUGAAAUUUAAAAUAAUGUUGCCUCAUUCUAAGUGUACACUGUCAUGAAUUGAGACCCCUAUGAGUGUGUUUAAAAGAUCUCUUCGUUAAUUUGUAUUCCAAAGGCUGUCUUCACUUGAAAUACAGUAAAUUUCAGCCCUAUUCCACCCCCACGCCACUGCAGACAGCACUCACAAAAGAAAGUGCAUGGGUAUACUGUUUGCAUUAUGUCUGAUUCUUAGUCAUGGUUUGCCAUGAUGCUACUAAAUGUUGCUGUCUUUUAUCCCAUUUCACAAAACAGUUAAUGUUUUAGCCACUUUUUAGGGGGGAAGUGUUUGCCAUACUAAGCUCUCAGGUCCUAGUCUUCAAGAAUUUAAACUUCCUUGAUUUGCUGUGUUACUUAAACCUGCUGUGUAGUAGAAAUACUACAGACCUUCACAUAUGACAUUGCUUUGAUCAAAGCAAUGGUCUGGCAUCUUUUUUAAGUUAGUCAUGGCACCAUGUAGCAAAUUACUGUAGAAAUCUAAAAUAGUUACCUUUUUUUCAAAAUGUGGAAUGGUAUGAUGAGGUUGGAAUGGAUGUUUGAAAGCCACCAAAAGCUUUUAAUUUACAAAGGCUUCUAAAAAGAAGUGGAUUUGAGAGUAAAUUUGCACCAGAUCUGGGGGAAGGGGAGUUGCAGUUCUAUUGAUAACAACAUUGGCUUGAAUAAUGGUAGCAUCAAAGUAAUUCUGGAAUAUCAAAUACAGGAAUCUGAAAAGGGAUUACACUUUUGUGUUUAAUACUUUAGAGAUGCAUAGUGCAAGAUACAAUCAUAUAUAAACAGUAAAACUCCAGGUUGUACAAUACUUUGUACAAUAUUUUGAAAGAGAUUUUUGAAAAUAGUGAUGUGUAUAUCUAUGCACAUACACAUUAUAUGCAAAUCUUGGUUUUCCUUAAUUUGUAAAGGAGAAUUAAAGCCUAUUCUUUAUAUUCCAAAUAAAACCGUGUGUAUAUAACUAGCACUGAAGGGCAUGUGUACUACAAACACGGUUGCUGGUUUUUUUUGUUUUUGUUUUUUGGUGAAGUGAAUUGAAAAUAAAAACUUUAAAUACAAA